Molecule: messenger RNA, 1636 nt
Organism: Sorghum bicolor (sorghum)
Lineage: Eukaryota; Viridiplantae; Streptophyta; Magnoliopsida; Poales; Poaceae
Product: tRNA (guanine(9)-N1)-methyltransferase
Exons: 3
Coding region: 118-1317 (399 amino acids)
Biological process (GO): tRNA N1-guanine methylation
Cellular component (GO): nucleus
Molecular function (GO): tRNA binding
Source: RefSeq, a predicted model, not a curated record
CCAGGAAACCGCCAAAGGUCAUUUUGGUCAAGUCGCCUCUCUCAGUCGAAACCCACAGAAAAAAGAACCCUCUACGAACACAGAGGCUGCUCCGGCGGGCGGCGGCGGCGCGGCGAGAUGGCUGACGAAGCGGAGACCGAGAAAGCCACGCUGGCAGCGGAAGACGGGGGCAAUCCCCCGGAGCUCUCGAAGAGCGCGAGGAAGAAGCUGCAGAAGCAGGAGCGGCAGGCGGAACGUAAGGCAGCCCGGAAGGCGGCGGAGAAGGAGCGCCGGCGCGCCGACGUGGAGCGGCGGAGGCGUGAGUGGGAGGACGCUCUCGCCGCCGCGCCGUCGGAUGAGGCCCGGGCCGAGAUGGUGGCGGCGCGGCGGGAGACGCGGCGCGAGCGGGUGGGCCAGCGGGCGGAGGAGCGCGGCGCGCGAGCUGACCGGCUCAGGCGCGCGGCCGAGGGCGCGGGCCAGAAGGUGGUGCUGGACCUCGAGUUCGCGGACCUUAUGCGGCCCAACGAGAUUCAUAGCCUCACGCAGCAGAUUAUGUACUGCUAUGCAGUGAAUGGGAGAUCUGCAAACCCAGCUCACCUGUGGUUGACAGGUUGCAGUGGAGAAAUGGCGACCCAUCUUCAGAGAAUUCCUGGGUAUGAUAAGUGGAUCAUUGAAAAGGCGGCCAAGCCUUAUAUCGAAGCAUUUGAAGAUCGUAAAGAAAACCUUGUGUAUCUUACAGCAGAUGCUGAAACAGUGCUUGAUGAUCUAGACAUGUCGAAAAUAUACAUCAUUGGUGGCCUGGUGGAUCGAAACAGAUGGAAGGGCAUAACGCUGAAAAAGUCAGCUGAGCAGGGAAUUCAAUCUGCAAAGCUUCCUAUUGGAAACUACCUAAAAAUGUCAAGUUCUCAGGUUCUUACAGUUAACCAAGUGUUUGAGAUAAUGUUAAAGUUUGUGGAAACAAGGGACUGGAAGACGGCAUUCUUCCAUGUGAUUCCACAAAGGAAGAGGGGAGAAGCUGAAACUGGAGAUGAUGGGGACAAAGGUAGCUUGGAUGACAAUGAUGCUGCCCCCAAAGGGGCUGCAGAUGGAGACCAUUCUGAAGAAGACAUGAACAAGGGUUUGGAUGAGGAGGUGGGCGAUGAUGGGGAUGAAGAGCUGGAAGAGGAAGAAAUGGAUGCCUCCAACAAGAGGCAGUGUGUUAGACUUGAAAACGGGGAAGUUGGGGAUCACUCCUCUGGCGCCGUAGCAGAGGCCAUACCCAUACCAGACGGGGACGCCACGCUCCAGGCUGAGCAAGCCAAGAAUCAAACAACGUUGGCCGGGACUGAUGAACAGUGAACAAUACGUUUGCCACUAUUUUCAGAACAGCAUUGGUUUUGGAUUUUUGAGCGUUCUCUCUGGUAUUCCAUGUAUUUUAAAUAAUUUCUGUUGUACUCGUAACUGAUUGUUCUAACGGUGGCGGGGACUGAUGAACAAUGAAACCCACGUUUGCCACUGUUUUGCAUAACAGCAUCGGUUUUGUAUUUUUUGGGGGGGCGUUUUUUUCUGGUAUUCAUGUAUUUUAAAUAGUUUUUUUCCUUUUUUUUGGGAAAAAAUAGCGGAGCAAUGCUGUAUCAUAUAAGACGGAAGCAAACUAGUUACAACAAUUUGGUUCUUA